UUCGAACUCUUGCUAGAUUAAGAUGAAUAUAUUUUGUAUUUGAAUUGAGAUGUAAUAAAAGCAAAUUCGUUGCACUCGGUAGAAAAGUUCGAAGUGCAAUAUGGAAUUAAAAAAUUUUAACAAAAAUAAUCUACACAUUCUCUAAAGUAACUGGAGUAAAAAGUUGCAACUAAAGAAUACUUUUUCAGUUUUCUACAAAGAAUAACAAAUUUCGUCAUUUUCUUUAGCAACAAAAACACAACAGUUGCGCUAUGAAUGAAGGAAAAGCUGAUAACGCUGUUAUCGUACACGUGUCUAAAGGUUAAGUCUUCUAGACGGGAAAUGCCAUUUGAAAAUGUAUACUGAUAGUGUUUUUAGCAGCCAACUUUUGAGUCCAACAAGAGGUUCAUCAGUUACUAUAUUUUUUUCAUUCUCUAUUGAAGCCAGUUUUUUUAUAAGUGUUUUUUAAAAACUCUUGAUUAAUAAUUUCAAAAUGGCGAAACCUCUUUUAGGAUAUUGGGACGUCCGAGGCAUUGCUGAGCCUAUCAGAUAUCUUCUUCACUACAAAAAAGUGGAUUUUGAUGAAAAACGAUAUGUUAUUGCUGGAGACGAAUGGACAAACGAGAAAUUUAAUCUAGGUUUCGAUUUCCCAAACUUGCCUUACUACAAAGAGGGUGACUUCAAACUGACCCAAAGUCUGGCCAUCAUGAGAUAUUUGGCGAGAAAACAUGGCUUGGCUGGUGAAACUGAUGAAGAAAAAGACCGGGUUGCAUUGGCUGAGCAACAAAGUCGUGAUUUUCGAGCAGUUUUGAGAGCAUUUGUUGGCGAUGAUGGCUAUGAAACAAGAAAAGACGAAUUUCUUAAAAAUACAGUUUCAGUGUUGUUCAGACAGUGGGAAAAUUUUCUUGGCGACAGAAAAUUUCUGGCUGGUGAUAAUCUGACUUAUGUAGAUUUCAUGCUGUACGAGAACUUAGACUUUUACAGGCUGUUCCAUGCUUCUAUUCUGGAUGACUUCGCCUCUUUGAAAGCAUAUUUCAGUAGAAUAAAGGAUUUGCCUGAAAUGCAGAAAUAUCUUAAUUCUUCGAGAUUUAAAGCGUGGCCAAUUUUUGCUCCUGCAGCCAAAUUUGGUGGUGGUGGUAAACCUCCAAAACAUUUGAAAGCUUAAAGUUUUGGCAUUUCUUUUUAAUUAACAGAAAUGCAUUUGAUAAAGUGUUCAUUGGAUUCAAGUGCAGCAUUUCAGUUUAGAGUUGUAUAUAAAAUUAUCUGUGAAUGGUAUAAAAUGAUUUUGCGUUUAUUCAAAAUAUUUGGAAAAAAUUUUCAGUAGUGACAAAAUACAGCAGCAAGAGAAAAUAAAUAAAUAAACUUAAAGAUAAUAUUAUCAUUCUUAAAAAUAAAAUAUUUGGAUUUUGUAUAUAUGCACUUUCCAGUGGUUCAAAGUAUUGGGGAAAAUUCUUGAACUGGCAAUAUUUAAUACUAUUGAAAAAUCGUAUUUUGCUAACUUUAGCCAUUGUAUCACAUGUGCAUUUAAUAAUUAUUUUGGUUUGAGCUGUGAUUUAAUGAGCCUUGAUAUUAUUACCUGCUAAAAAUUUUCAAUUUUUAAAAGAUAUUUAAUCUUGUAUGUAAAUUUAAUAAAAUAAUUUAUCAGAAACUUCUAUAUAUUUGCUAUUUUUAAAUUUUUUUUAUUCAUUGCUGAAUUUUAAUAAAUUAACUUAAAUUUUAGUUAGAAUUUUUAACUUUAUCAUCUGUUUUAAUGGCUAUUUUUCUUUUUAUUAAU
Argiope bruennichi is the source of this 1753-nucleotide messenger RNA. RefSeq names its product glutathione S-transferase Mu 1-like. The record is from RefSeq and is a predicted model, not a curated record. The coding region runs from base 473 to 1144 and encodes 223 amino acids. Gene Ontology annotation, biological process: glutathione metabolic process. NCBI's taxonomy places the organism in Eukaryota, Metazoa, Arthropoda, Arachnida, Araneae, Araneidae. The transcript has a single exon. Gene Ontology annotation, molecular function: glutathione transferase activity.